Ahaetulla prasina is the source of this 2765-nucleotide messenger RNA. RefSeq names its product lysine rich nucleolar protein 1 (gene KNOP1). The transcript is spliced from 5 exons. Lineage: Eukaryota; Metazoa; Chordata; Lepidosauria; Squamata; Colubridae. The record is from RefSeq and is a predicted model, not a curated record. Bases 122 to 1795 code for a protein of 557 amino acids.
CCGGGAAGCGCCGCUCUAGCCCCCGCCCCCUUCAACCUUCGCCGCCUCUGGCGGGAGAGGAAGUGCCGGGUGUCCAGCCUGGCCGCGUGGAAAAGGGGGCGAGAGAGAAGUUCCCCAAAAUAUGAAGAAUUCUAAGCAAACAGCAAAGAAAAGGAACAAAGCUGCAGUUCCUAAUUGUGGCCAGGUUGUUCUGAUUGAAAGCCCCAAAAGACUCUGUUUAGAUUUAGGCAAAAAAGUCAGGCCAAAAAAAUUAAAAUGCUUGGUAAAAGGAACGAGUUCAGACCUCCCAGAUCCAAAGAAGAAACAGAGUGACUCUGAAUUGAAGAUGGAAGCACGGGCAAACUCUCCCGUGGUUAUAGAAAGCAGCUCAGAUUUAGAAUUGUUAAGGGACACCAAGAAAAGAAAUAAAGCGUUCAAAAAAAGGAAAAAACAGAAGCUUUUUUGCAUACAAGUGGAAAACUCCAACGGUCUGGAUGAAGGGCAGCCUGGUACUAUUGAUCUUCACGUGAGUAAGAAAUGCAACAAGAUUGUUCUUGAAGUUGGCAGGCAAGAUGAAGGAUCAGCGAUGAAAAGGAAAAAGAAGAAAAGGGAAAAAAGAAGAGACAAACCUGCUUGCCUUGAGCUUUUACACAGCGGUGACUGUGAAAGGCCCGUGAAGCAGAUUUCCGGAGAACUGAAAUCCAGUUGCCAAGAAAUGUCCUCCAGUCAGAAAAAGAGUAAGAUCCUUGAGCAGAAAGCUGUGGGUGAAGAAGUCGAGAAGAAAUACUUUGACUACUACGGGGGCGACCCAAAGAACAUUUCAAAACAAGACACUGCCAGCUUUGAGUGCAAAGAUACCCAAAGUGGGGAUGGACCUAUGCAACGACAGGACGAUUUGGCCCGUAGUGAAGCCAUCAAGAAGAAGAAGAAGAAGAAGCAGAAGAAGCAGCCGCUGAAUAAAAUAAGUCCUCCUCCUCCUCUUUCCUGCUUAGCCAAGAUCCAGGAAAACCACUGCGAUACGAUGAGUGAAUGUAGCCUAAAAUGCGGGUCUGAGAAAGAGGCGAGGCGGGUCGGCAAGACCCUGAAGGAAAUCGUUAAAGCAGCAAAGGAGGAGGCGAAAAGAAAACCUGGAAACGUAAACCGUUUUUCAGAAGCUGGCCAAGACGUUUUAUCGAAGUUGGGAGCCCCAGGAGGGAAAGAAAAGAGAAAGAGAGCAAAGAAACACAACGUGGAACAAGAUGACCGGGAUGGAUUGGAGGGCAGCCAACAACAGCAGGUCAAGAAAAAGAGGAGAAAAAAGGAAAUGGAAAACUCUCAAGAUGGCGGGAAGAAAGUAAAGAAGGAAAAGGAAACUAAGAAACAGAUCACAGAAGAGGAAAUAAAACUGGUGGCCUUCAGAAAAGGAAACUGCGACGAAGUGAAGAUAGACAAGGUGAGACGGCAAGCGCUUCAAGAAGAGAUCGACCGGGAAUCUGGAAAAAUCAAGAUUGCCAAGGAAGGUUCGGGCAAUUGUUUGGGCCAGUGGAGCACAGCAACAUUUGAAACGCAGGAGGAAAAAACCAAAUUUCACAGACUGAUGGGUGGGUUUAAAAAAGGCUUAGCCCCACCUCAGAGUUCUCCAGCAAAUGCUAACAAACCAAACAUGGCUCUGGAUCGGCCCAGAGAACAAGAACUGCAGCAUAACCUCGAAGCAGAAUUCAAGAAAGCCCUGGAGUUUAAGCACCAUCGAGGAAUCGGCCUGGGGUUCCAGUCCAGUGCUCCGAGCGGAGUACACAUAGACAAAUAUGCUUCCAAAUCUAUUAAAUUUGAAGCCUGACGUGCAAGGAAGGGAAGGAUAAAAUUGUCCAAACGACCCGGGUGGGGUGGGGGGUGUUAAUAUAUAUAUUUUUUUAUCUGCAAGAAGAAAAUGACCCUGGAUUUUGACUCGGCUGCUGUUCUCAAACAGGAGAGGAAAAAUAGCCUCUGCGAAUACUUUUGGGAUGAUUGCUAGGGUGCGUAUAUGCAUAUAUAUUUGUUUUCAGUUUGCUACUUGGCAGGUUUAAAGGGCCACGAUUGACUGAUUUAGGAUGGGUAACUGAGCUACGGUGGUCGUAACAGUAUAUACCGUAUUUUUCGCGCUAUAAAACACACUUCCCCCCCCCCUAAAAAGGGAGGGGUUGGUGUGGUGGAGGCAUUUGUUGCUGCCUCUCACCACUUUCGCCGCUGGCAGGGAACGCUGGUGCCUUUGCCGCCAAGCAGCUGAUUGGGGGCUGGAUCGGAAUACCGCCGAUCAGCUGUUCUAGUGGCAGCGACAGGCAACAGCAGCAACGGGCGAUCCCCGCCACCUAGAACAGCUGAUCGGUGGUAUUCCAGGAGGGCGAUCCAACCGCCAAUCGGCAGCGAAGGCUCCAGCGUUCCGUGGCAGCAGCAGCAGCUCAGCUCAGUUGACUCAGCUUGUUUUCUUCCUCUAAAGCUAAUGUGCGUCUUAUGGUCUGGUUGGUCUCACAGUGCGAAAAAUACGGUAACUAAAUAAGUGACAGGUAAGAAUAGAGCAUAGUUUACCUCAGAGGCAGGGGACCUGUGGUUUGCCUCGAUUUUUGCUGCAAGUUUCCAUACUGUGCCAUUGAAUCUUAGGGACCGAAUGUGAAAUUUGUCUGUUUAACACCUGGGCAAAUGACUAUAUAAAUUCAGAGUCCUGGCCUCAGUGUUGUGCUUUUCUGUCGUACAGUAACUGUUGUGACCAGGGAAGAAAAGCCAUCUUGUUAUUUUAAUCUUGCAUUGAUUUUAUUAAACCUUUUUCUACAAUU